This is a messenger RNA of Nakaseomyces glabratus, 558 nucleotides long. It is a transcript of the gene MXR1, whose product is annotated as peptide-methionine-S-sulfoxide reductase. Gene Ontology annotation, molecular function: peptide-methionine (S)-S-oxide reductase activity. Gene Ontology annotation, cellular component: cytoplasm. NCBI's taxonomy places the organism in Eukaryota, Fungi, Ascomycota, Saccharomycetes, Saccharomycetales, Saccharomycetaceae. Gene Ontology annotation, biological process: cellular response to oxidative stress. The record is from RefSeq and is a predicted model, not a curated record.
AUGAGUAAAGUUAUUGCCAAGAGCAUUAAGUACAAUCCCGAGACUGAGAAGUUGAUCACAUUGGGUGCCGGUUGUUUCUGGGGUACCGAGCACAUAUAUCGUAAGCACCUAGGUGACAAGAUACAUGACAGCAAAGUUGGUUAUGCCAACGGUGACGAGAGCUCCAAGGACCUUUUGAACAGGGUCUCCUACAAGAGGGUCUGCAAAGGUGACACUAACUUCUGCGAAGUUCUACAGAUUUCUUACGACCCUAAGAAGGUCUCCUUGAAGGAAUUGAUCGAUUUCUUCUUCAGAAUCCACGACCCAACCACGGUCAACGCACAAGGUCCAGAUGUUGGUACUCAGUACAGAAGUGCCAUCUUCACACACUCUCCAGAAGAUUUGAAAGAAGUUCAGAAGUUGAAGGAGGAGUGGCAACCAAAGUGGAACAACAAGAUUGUUACCGAGGUCGGCCCUAUCGAGACUUUCUAUGAAGCCGAGGAGUACCACCAAAUCUACCUGGACAGAAAUCCAAACGGUUAUGCUUGUCCUACACAUUUCGUUAGAAACUUGAAAUGA